AGUGUAGAGCCAACAAGUGAGAGAAAGUCAAGUUUAGCCGCGUCAAUUGCAGUGUGUUGUAAAGUGUCAAGUGUUACAACAAAAACAACUACAACAGAAACAACAAAAAGCUAAUUACAAUGUGUGUGCGCCAACAGUUGAAAGUCUUGAGCGUGCUGCUGCUGCUGGUGGCAGCAACUAUGGCACGCCCCAUGGAUCUGUAUGACGAUGUGAGCGACUUCUUCGAUGCCAUCUCCCUGGACGAUGUUGCCAAUACGGGCCGCAAUACGCACCCUGAGCAGUUCUGCAUGAUGCCUGCCCGCAAAGGAGUUUGUCGUGCUCUCAUCCCACGCUGGCGCUACGAUCCGGAGCAGAAAAAGUGCGUGGAGUUCAAGUUUGGCGGCUGCGAUGGCAACGAAAACAACUUCGCCAGCUACAAGACCUGCAUGGCUACCUGCGAGGGCAUGUAAACAUCUCCUCCUCCUCAUCCAAUACUUACGACCGGUCGGCCACCUACAAUAUCCGAUUAGUCGGCGUUGCCAAAGGCGCUUGCUUUUCCUGCAAACUCUACUAAGUAGCGUAGCAAAGGCAGCAUUUAACCCACUCACUCACACUCACACACAUACAUACACACACACACAAGCACAUUAACUGUUUCUUAAUAUUGCUUUUAAUAUUUAUACAGUUUCCUUCACAUACUUACUAUGUUAGUAAUUAACUCAUGCAUCACAUUUUUUUGUUCGUUUUAGUCGCUCUAAGGCACAACCAAUUGUAAAAGGUGUUAAACACUUUCCUAGCUCUUAAGUUAUUGUGAUAAAUAAGAUGAUGAUGAUGAAAUAAAGAAUUUUGUAAA
This is a messenger RNA of Drosophila busckii, 832 nucleotides long. Its product is annotated as PI-stichotoxin-Hcr2e. NCBI's taxonomy places the organism in Eukaryota, Metazoa, Arthropoda, Insecta, Diptera, Drosophilidae. The coding region runs from base 120 to 449 and encodes 109 amino acids. Gene Ontology annotation, molecular function: serine-type endopeptidase inhibitor activity. The record is from RefSeq and is a predicted model, not a curated record. The transcript has a single exon.